AGGAGGCAGCCGUGUGGUUCCAGCUCAUUUUUUUUUCUCUUUCUCCAGUCGGUUUUCUUUCCAAACAGGGAAAAGUGUUCCACGAAGCGGUAGCUCCUUGCUCCUCGCCUUCUUCUCCCUUACCCUGGGCCCGGCCCCCGUCCCGGCGGGAGCUGGUGGAGCCAGGGCUAGAAGCCCUCGGUGCCCCCGGAGCGCAGCGCGCAGGGGACCCGGGCGCGGGGCCAGCGCCCGCACAUGGCUGCAGCCCCCCGCGCGCACCCCGAGGCGCCGCGCCCUGCUCACAGAAGGUCCGUCGGCUGGGCUCGGUCGCCCUGCAGCCAGGCUGCCCUGAGCCAGGAAGUGUCCGUGUCCGGGGAUCGGGAUGUCCCUCUUCUUCCUCUGGCUAGUAUCCUGUUGUGUUGGAACACUGGGAACUCACACUGAGAUCAAGAGAGUGGCAGAGGAAAAGGUUACCUUGCCCUGUCACCAUCAACUGGGGCUUCCCGAGAAAGACACCCUGGACAUUGAAUGGCUGCUCACGGAUAAUGAAGGGAACCAAAAAGUGGUUAUUACGUAUUCCAGCCGCCAUGUCUACAAUAACUUGACAGAGGAGCAGAAGGGCCGUGUGGCCUUCGCUUCCAACUUCCUGGCGGGCGAUGCCUCGCUGCAGAUCGAGCCUCUGAAACCCAGUGAUGAAGGCCGAUACACCUGCAAGGUGAAGAACUCAGGACGCUACGUCUGGAGUCACGUCAUCUUAAAAGUGCUAGUGAGACCAUCCAAGCCCAAGUGUGAGCUGGAAGGGGAGCCGACCGAAGGAAGUGACCUGACGCUGCAGUGCGAGUCUGCCUCGGGAACCAAGCCCAUUGUGUAUUACUGGCAGCGGAUCCGGGAGAAGGAGGGAGAGGAUGAACACCUGCCGCCCAAAUCUAGAAUUGAUUACAACAACCCUGGCCGGGUGCUGCUGCAGAAUCUCACCAUGGCCUCCUCUGGGCUCUACCAGUGCACAGCAGGCAACGAGGCGGGAAAGGAGACGUGUGUGGUGCGGGUGACCGUACAGUAUGUGCAGAGCAUUGGCAUGGUGGCGGGAGCAGUGACAGGCAUAGUGGCGGGAGCCCUGCUCAUUUUCCUCCUGAUAUGGCUGCUAAUACGAAGGAAAAGCAAAGACAGAUACGAGGAAGAAGACAGACCUAAUGAAAUCCGAGAAGAUGCGGAAGCCCCCCGAGCCCGCCUCGUGAAGCCCAGCUCCUCUUCCUCAGGCUCCCGGAGCUCGCGCUCGGGCUCCUCCUCCACCCGCUCCACCGGGAACAGUGCCUCCAGAAGCCAGCGGACGCUGUCGAGUGAGGCAGCCCCGCAGCCGGGGCUAGCCCCCCAGGCAUACAGCCUCAUAGGACCGGAAGUGAGAGGUUCUGAACCAAAGAAAGUGCACCAUACGACCCUGACCAAAGCAGAAACCACACUCAGCACAAUGCCCAGCCAGAGCAAAGCCUUCCAAACGGUCUGACUUAGAGUGGACUUGACUUGCACUUUCCCAAAAGUCAGGAUCUUAGCCUAGUCACUGGAGCUCGUCCACCAGCCACGCAAACCCCUCUGCCAGAUAAGAGCUCACUCCAAGUAGCUGCAGAAAUGGCACGGACCAGUUCUGAGGAGUACCCUCCUUACAUAGGAUACCAAACAAACACGAGGACCUCACUGUGCCUUCAGGCAGAGUGGAGGGGAGGAGGGGCCCACGCUUUUUUUGGUGAAAAUAAGGGAAGGGUAAGGCUACACACACCUGAAACAUCUUACCUAGGAUGUCGCAAGUCACCACAGUCAAGAAGAAGCGGGAAUCUCAUAGAUCAAUUUUCUAUUCAUUUCUGCAAAUUUAUUGGAUUAGUGUGAUUAUUCAGAUAGUCAAAACAGAAGCCCACGCCUUAUAAUAUACCUAUCUGCAACAUGUACUGGGAGAACUGCGUUUACGAAAUUCACAUUAAAAAAAAAAAAAAAGAA
This is a messenger RNA of Apodemus sylvaticus (European woodmouse), 1965 nucleotides long. It is a transcript of the gene Clmp, whose product is annotated as CXADR like membrane protein. Lineage: Eukaryota; Metazoa; Chordata; Mammalia; Rodentia; Muridae. Gene Ontology annotation, cellular component: membrane; cell surface; cytoplasmic microtubule. The record is from RefSeq and is a predicted model, not a curated record. The transcript is spliced from 7 exons. Bases 362 to 1480 code for a protein of 372 amino acids.